Messenger RNA from Lipotes vexillifer (Yangtze River dolphin), 240 nucleotides. RefSeq names its product serine peptidase inhibitor Kazal type 7. Gene Ontology annotation, molecular function: protein binding. Lineage: Eukaryota; Metazoa; Chordata; Mammalia; Artiodactyla; Lipotidae. The record is from RefSeq and is a predicted model, not a curated record.
AUGAAGAUCAUUGGGGAUCUCCUUCUGUUCUGUACAGUGGCCCAUCUCUGCAACUGCUCUCAUAAGUUAAGGGUAGACUGCAGCAUUUAUGAGAAGCACCCAGUGGCGGCCAUCCCCUGCCCCAUCGCAUACCUGCCUGUUUGUGCUGACUACAUCACCUAUGGGAAUGAACGCCACUUGUGUAUUGAGAGCUUGAAGAGUACUGAAAAAGUUCAGCUUCUUCAUGAAGGAAGAUGUUAA